Colletotrichum orchidophilum is the source of this 1050-nucleotide messenger RNA. Its product is annotated as pirin. NCBI's taxonomy places the organism in Eukaryota, Fungi, Ascomycota, Sordariomycetes, Glomerellales, Glomerellaceae. The coding region runs from base 1 to 1050 and encodes 349 amino acids. The record is from RefSeq and is a predicted model, not a curated record. The transcript has a single exon.
AUGCCUCGUACCGCGACGCUCACUGCGAUUUUGGCUGUCUUCAUUUCCAUCAUCAUCUUCGACACGCAGCUCAAGAGCUUCUUCACAGACAUAACCUCUCAGCUCAACACAAAUACGACAACAAUUACCACGAUACCUUCACCAAUCCCAGACUCGUUUGAUUCAUCUAUGCUCAACGCGGUCAAGACCACAAUGUCCAAGACUCUCCACCACGCAAAGAUCACGCCGCACCGGAGCGGCACCCGCGGCCACUCGGACCACGGCUGGCUCAACACCUACCACAGCUUCUCCUUCGCAAACUGGUACGACCCGCGGUUCAACAAUUUUGGCUCCCUGCGCGUGCUCAACGAGGACCGCGUCAAGGCCAACUCGGGCUUCCCCACGCACCCCCACCGCGACUUUGAGAUAUUUAGCUACAUCCUCUCGGGUGAGCUGACGCACCGCGACUCGAUGCUGCAAAAGGGCGCCGAGGGCGGCCAGAGUGACAAGUUUUACCGCAUGCACCGCGGCGAUGUGCAGUUCACCACAGGCGGCACCGGCAUCGCGCACUCCGAGUUCAACGAGCACCACAAGGACACGGUGCACUUCCUCCAGAUCUGGGCCGUCCCCUGGAAGCGCGGCCUGCCGCCCACCUACCACACGCGCCACUUUGCCGAGGAGGACAAGCGCAAGGGGUUCGUCAAGAUUUUAUCUCCCCUAAAAGCCGGGCCCGACGCCUCGGCCGCUGAGGAGAAGGCGGCGGAGCCGCGGAUCCCGGACACGAUACCCAUCCACGCCGACUUCGUAAUGGGCGCGGGCAUCAUCGAACCCAACGAGGUUUUCGAGUGGGUCGUCGGCGCCAAGGUAACGGAGCAGACGAAGCGCAAGGUGUUUGUCCACCUACCCAUGACGAAGAGCGGCAAGGCGAAGAUCAGGAUCGAUGGCCGUGAGGAUGCUAUCUUGUCCGAGGGCGAUGGUGCAUUUGUAGAUGCGGUUAAUGCUGGCGACAAGUUGAGUGUCGAGAGCGUCGGCGAGGCCGAGGCCGAGGUCGUUGUGUUGGAUACGGCAUGA